AUGAAGUACUUUGUCAACGCCAUUACCAAGGCUGUGAUUGAGCGCCAUCUUGUCGAACCACUCCCUGAUCUGGUUCUCUCGCCCUUGGUCGUCACCGAGAUGGCCGAGCAGGAGGUUGCAUUUGUUGCGGCUGAGCCAGUCGAGGCCGCACAGCAGCGCGCAUAUUUGGACAACAAGAUGGGCAUGUCGGAGAAGGGUAUCAGCUCAGCUAUCGGGUUGAUCCGUUCAAACGUACCGAAGCCAAAGCAGCAUAUGGAGGAAGCAGGAAUGAAAUGGUAG
Alternaria atra is the source of this 279-nucleotide messenger RNA. RefSeq lists its product as uncharacterized. The record is from RefSeq and is a predicted model, not a curated record. Lineage: Eukaryota; Fungi; Ascomycota; Dothideomycetes; Pleosporales; Pleosporaceae. The transcript has a single exon. Bases 1 to 279 code for a protein of 92 amino acids.